CCUAUAAAUAAAAUAAAUUUCAAAUAAUAAUAAUAAUAAUAAUAACAAUUAAUAAUUUUUUUUAAUAUUUAUUUAAAAAAAAAAAACAAUUCUAUUUAUUAAUUUUUUUACAAACUUCAAACAAAUAACUUUAAUCUCAUAUAUAUUUAAAAUGUCAUCAAGUGCUUAUAAAAAUAAUAUUAUUAAACUCUGUCUCAUGGGUGACGGUGGUGUUGGUAAAACUGCAAUUUGUAUUCAAUUUACUUCAAAUCAUUUUGUUGAAUACUAUGACCCAACUAUCGAAGACUCAUACCGUAAACAAUGUGUAAUUGAUGAACAAGCUUGUUUAUUAGAUAUCCUUGAUACAGCAGGACAAGAAGAAUUAACUGCCAUGCGUGAUCAAUGGAUUAGAAGUUGUGAAGCUUUUAUUAUUGUAUAUAGUAUUACCAGUCGUUCAUCAUUUGACCAAGUUGCUAUCUUUAAAGAACAAAUUUCAAGAGUUUUAGAUAGAGAUCAAAUUCCAAUGAUGUUAUUAGGUAAUAAAAGCGAUUUAGAGGAUCUCAGACAAGUUACUACUCAAGAAGGUAGAGAUCUUGCUCGUUGUCUUGGAAUGAUGUUUAUGGAAGUAAGCUCAAAAACAAGAACUGGUAUUGAAGAAUCAUUCUAUGAAACCGUUAGAGAAAUGAGAAGAAGAGAUGAUGAAUCUAAAAAGACUAAAGAUGAUUCCCAUAAAAAGAAAUCAUUCAAAAAAUUAUUAAACGAAAAAGUUGGUAAAAUUAAAGAAGCUAAAACAUCUUUUUGUAAAAUGAUGUAAAAUAAUGUAUAAUAUAUAAUAAUAACUGUAUCAAUAACAUACAAAACUAAUGUAACAUAAAUCAUCCCUGUAUAUAAUCGAUAUAAAAAUAAAACCCCUCUGUAUAUAAAUAAAUAAAUAUAAAUUAUAAAAACUCUUUGUACGGAACAAAGAGAAAAAUUUUU
Dictyostelium purpureum is the source of this 957-nucleotide messenger RNA. RefSeq lists its product as uncharacterized. The transcript is spliced from 2 exons. Gene Ontology annotation, molecular function: GDP binding; GTPase activity; GTP binding. The record is from RefSeq and is a predicted model, not a curated record. The coding region runs from base 152 to 793 and encodes 213 amino acids. Gene Ontology annotation, cellular component: plasma membrane. Gene Ontology annotation, biological process: Ras protein signal transduction. NCBI's taxonomy places the organism in Eukaryota, Evosea, Eumycetozoa, Dictyosteliales, Dictyosteliaceae.